Oldenlandia corymbosa var. corymbosa is the source of this 1515-nucleotide messenger RNA. The record is from the annotation of a GenBank genome assembly. NCBI's taxonomy places the organism in Eukaryota, Viridiplantae, Streptophyta, Magnoliopsida, Gentianales, Rubiaceae.
AAAGAAAGCAAAGAGACAUAAUGAAUAAUGGAAUAAUCAUCUAAGAGUAGUGGGGAUGAAAAAAAAAUAAAGAGACAUAAUUAAUCACGGAGUAAUCAUUUAAAUAUAGUGAGAAUGAAAAAGAAAACAAAAAGACAUAAUUAUCAAAUAAAUGAAUUUGAUAAUUAUAUUUAAAGAGUACGCCAAACUCAUUCUUACAUUCAACAAUUAUAAUAUAUAUGUUGAAAAAUUUAUUAAUUGCAUAAUUGAAACCACAUCGAACUCGGAUCCUACUGGCCCUCUAGCUGCAGAUUUUUUUCUCUCCAACAAUAGCAGCAGAAGUUAAAGUCGGCCUCUCGUUCUCCUUAUUAUUGCUACUCCUGAGGAAAUACCUUGAAGAACUCGAACCAGUUGCAGCGGAACGGUGAAUAAUACUCCUGGCCGACAUUGGAGUGCAAGGAACAUCAAGUUUUCUCUUUUAUGGUACUACAACUUGUAUUAUGGAAAGGCGGGGAAGUCUAUUCUUCAAAGAUUAUGGAUUCGUUCUCUGUGCACAACAAGUGUUUGAUAAAAUGUAUUUGCUAUUUGAGUAGUCUACAUGGCAUCUUGUGUGGAAGAAAUAGUGCCAGAAAGUAUUGCAUAUAUGAAGUUAGCAUUGGACCAAGCAAAGCUGGCCUUGGACAGUCUUGAAGUGCCUGUUGGGUGUGUUAUUGUGGAAGAAGGGAAGAUUAUUGCACAUGGAAGAAAUCGAACCAAUGAGACUAGAAAUGCUACUAGGCACGCUGAGAUGGAAGCUAUUGAUGUCUUAUUAGAGCAGUGGCAGAAACUUGGACUUUCAAAAGCUGAUGUUGCGAAGAAAUUUUCAAAUUGCACUCUCUAUGUCACUUGUGAGCCGUGUAUAAUGUGUGCGGGAUCCUUGUCGAUUCUUGGUAUAAAACAGAUAUAUUUUGGUUGUGCAAACGAUAGAUUUGGAGGAUGUGGAUCAAUAUUGUCUUUGCAUUCGUCGAUUGGAGAUCAGACAAAGUGUUUCAAGUGCGAAGGAGGAAUAAUGACCACAGAGGCGAUAUCUUUGCUGAGAACCUUUUAUGAGCAAGGAAAUCCCAAUGCUCCAAAGCCUCAUAGGCCCUUGAAUCAAUGAGUUAAAUCCUCUCAAAUGGAGAAGAAAUACCGGAAGAACGAACCACAAUGGAGAGACUAUGAUCUCCAUUCAUAAUCUCUUGAUCACAAACCCGUAGUAGAUCGAGAUGUAUUCUAUUAACUGGCUAGGUCGAUAGCAAAUGUGUUGCCUUGUUCUUCUUUUUCUGAAGAUAUUUGCUUGCUCAACUUUAACUUACUCUAAAUUUUAGCUGGACAUUAAUUACUUCUUAGGUUUAUCCAUACUGCAACCCAAGCCAAUACUACAUUCUGUAGUUAGUUUCAAGUGAAUUCGAUCAAUAUUCUGGCCAUGGUGCUUACAUUGGUGACGAGGGCAUGAUACUAUUAUUACCAGCUCAAAUGGUCCAUUUCAGAAAAAUUAGUUUUAUUUGAAAAAUCUUU